GUCGGCGAAACGAAGCGGGGCAGUGAUGUAUGGCGAUGACAGGUUGUCGCCAAGCCAGCGCUCUGAAGCAGCUCCAAUCCUAUCGGAUGCAAACGGAUCAGUGCUGGAUGCCCACCAUGACAGCCGAACUACACGUGUCGACCGCCGUGUAGUGACGAUGUAUGCAGUGACUGCACUUUGCUUCUUCAACGUCAGCGGCGGGCCAAUUGGAUCUGAGCCAGUGUUUGCUGCAGGCGGUCCCGCCGUUGGACUCGUCGCCCUCUGCCUCUUUCCAUUGGUGUGGUGCGUUCCAAUUGCACUCAUUACCGCCGAGCUCAGCACAGCCUUCCCCGAAAAUGGUGGCUUCACCUUGUGGGUAAACCACGCGUUUGGGCCGUUCUGGGCAUUUCAAGAGGGGCUGUGGUUUUGGUUGUCGGGGGCGAUCGACACGGCGCUGUACCCAGCGCUGGCUGUGACUUGCAUGGAGAAAUUCAUUCCUCAGUUGAGCGACAUCAGCGCCUCCGAAACUUGGGUCAUCAAGGUAGCGAUUGCCUCGCUCUUUACCCUGCCCAACGUCCUCGGCAUUCAAGUGGUUGGGCGGGGCAUGGUCUUCCUCUCGAUAGCUAUGUUGCUCCCGUUCGUGGCGCUAACUGUGCUUGGGUUUGCGAACGCAGCCGAUUGGAGUAACCUCGGUCAAGUGCGGUAUACCGACACGCCAUUCAACGCAUCGCGUGGCGGCCAGUCGCCUGGCCAUGACGUGGCAAUUGAGUGGAGUUUGCUCCUGACCACUGUGUUUUGGAACUGCAAUGGAUUUGCAAAUGUGUCGACAUUUGCCGGCGAGGUUGCGAGCCCCGGUAAGGUAUACCCCAAGGCGCUGCUCAUGACAUUGGUUGCCCUCGAACUGUCGUACGUGCUGCCGCUGGCCGCCGGUGCCGUGUACAACUCACCUCCCUGGUGGUCGUGGACCGAGAUCAGCUUCAGCGACCUGGCAUAUUCCCUUGGCGGCAAUGGCCUGCUCACCUUCGUGACGGCGUCGACCCUGGCGAGCAACUGGGGCCAAUUUACCAGCGAGAUGUUGUGCGUGUCCUUUCAACUCACUGGCAUGGCCGAGUCAGGGUUGGCGCCGGCCUGUUUUGCGGCGCGUUGGAAAUCCCCUGGUGACGUGCCUUUUGCAUCGAUCGCUCUGUCGUAUGGCUUGGUGCUUGUGCUUGUCGGCCUGGACAUCGACGACGUCAUGACGACUGCGAACGUCAUCUCGGCCAUGUACCAAGUGCUUCUAAUCUUUGCAGCCAUCCACCUGCGGGUUUCCAUGCCUCAAGUCCAUCGACCAUUCCGAGUGCCUGGCUCCGUGGGGGUGUUGGCAGGCCUGAGUGUGCUUCCAGUGUGUGUCGCAUCGUAUUUGGUCUACACAUCCCUUGUUGAAGCACGCUCGGCGCCGUCGUCGUCAAUUAAGUUCAUCAUGCCGCUCAUCCUUGUAUUCGGCGUAUUUUAUGCGCUUCAACUCAAGCCCCAGCUCACGAAGGUCGAACGGUCGGCAGAGUUCAUGACGGACGAGUCGCAACGACUAGCAUAGAGACUGCAGCCGACGUGAACAUGAUGCGGUGUGGAAUGGACCUCGAUACCAGCCCUAGAGAGUGCUCUUUGAACUUCGACAGGUGAUACACUCCACACUCCCGAGAUUGUACAUGGAGCACAACUCGAGGCAUGCCGGCAGCUCAUCUUCAUCGACUUGAUGAUUCAAAUCCAAAUGCAAGCACCAUGAACCUAGACAUCGUCGCAGCUACAACCAUACUCCCGUCACCUGCAAUGCGCCAGGCUAGAAGGCGUGACGUUGUCAUGCCAAUCCUGCACAUGGUGUACAUCGCAGAAAAUGUUGGGACCUGCCCAGUCGAUAGGUCAGGCCCUGUACGCCGCGCGUGCGGGUCGUGUGCCCUCGGCAUCCAAUUCCAAUACGCACAAGUGGUGUUGAACAUUAAAUACUUUGAAUGUUGACACGGUGCUACUCCAACUCGUACAAGGUCACGGCUGCUUUUGGUGCAAUAAAGUUCUUUGCCGUCAGCUUCAUCAGCCAAGCGUAGACGAAGCCGACGACGAUUACAGUCGGGACAAGCACGACGGGGGUGAUGGUGGAUUCCGACGAGAACGUGUUGUAGACCAAGUACCCACAAACCGCGGUUGGAAGAAUACUGAUAGCCACCAACGUUGUGAGCCCACCAGGGACUUUGUACGGGCGGGCAACGUCCGGCUGGGUCACGCGGAGCUUGAUUCCUGACACAAUCAGGAGAAUUUGGCUCAUGGCGGACAGCACGUUGGCCAUCAAGAGAACUUCCGAGAAAUCCAACCCCAUCAGGACCACGAUGAUGGCCCCGGACAGCGCCACGGACACGUACGGGACAUCCGUUCGCUUGCCUCGCUUCGCAAAGACAGCAGGGGCUAGCCCCGCUUCGGCCAUCCCCGUGAGUUGAAACGAGACCCAGAACAGUUCGCUGCUGUACAUGCCCCACGUGCUUGCAAUGGUCGCGACGGUGAUGAGGCCCAAGAGGGCGUCGCCCCCAACGGCAAGCCCAAGGUCGCUGAAACUAAUUUCUGUCCAAGUAUGCCACAACGGCUCGUUGAACACGGCGCCGGCAACCAACGGGAUCAAGUAGGUGAGUUCAACAAACAGGAUCGUGAUCGCUAGCGCCUUGGGGUACGUCUUGCCAGGGUUGGCGACCUCGCCAGCAAAUGUGGACACGCUCGCAAAGCCGUUGAAGCUCCAAAAGAUCGUUCCCAUGAGAACAUCCCACUGAACUGCGAGGCCGCCCGUGGUGAUGUACUCGGUCGAGUUGGAUAACUCAGUGUCGCGAAACCGGAAUUGGCCGAGCGCGCCCCAGUCAUCCGCCGUCGCAAAGCUCCACACGGAGAAAAUCAUGAACGGAAGCGUGACGACUGCAGUCAAGAUGACCAUGCCGCGGCCGACGAGCUGGACGCCAAGGAGGUUGGGCAGAGCAAACACGAGGGCGAACGCGCCUUUGAGAAACCACGUGCCAACCGUGUUGUCGGCCACUUGCGGAAUGUACUUGCUCAGCGCCGUGACAGCCAGCGCCGGGUACACGGCGUUGUCGAUCGCGCCCGACAACCAAGCCCAAAAUCCUUCUUGGAAGCCCCAGAACGGCCCGAAGGCAUGGUAGACCCACAGCGUAUACCCGCCUGAAAUCAGCAUUAGAUCGCGAGACGCGGUCGAUCCAACACACCAUUAUCGGGGUACAUUGUGCAGAGUUCGGCUAGGACGAGCGAGAUCGGAACGCACCACGCAAAGGGAAAGACCGCCAACGCAAUUAGACCCAGCGCCGGGCCACCAGCCCCAAAAAUCCCCUCCGACCCCAUUGCGCCACCGCACACGCUGAAGAAGCAAAGCGCGACGACUUGGGCCGUGGUCAACACGCGGCGGCCUAGGGGUUGGAGCGCCACAUCCGGUGCGUCGACGUAGGCAGUUUCACUGGAGGAAACAAGAUGGAUGGCACACGUCAGAGGGCGAUGAGCGACGAGAUCUCUUAAACGUACAAAGUGGCUGGUUGGUCGGCGCCUGGAGCGGGAAUGGAAUUCUGCAUGGCUGCUUGUCGUGAUGGGUGCUGGGUCGACCAAGCCAGCAAGUCGCCGAAUGGGAGGGACCCGUGAGAUGCAGCGGAAGAGAGGCAUUUGAUCUGGUUCGUGUCGUCAAGCCAUA
Messenger RNA from Aphanomyces invadans, 3685 nucleotides. RefSeq lists its product as hypothetical. The coding region runs from base 26 to 1552 and encodes 508 amino acids. Gene Ontology annotation, molecular function: transmembrane transporter activity. Gene Ontology annotation, biological process: transmembrane transport. Gene Ontology annotation, cellular component: membrane. The transcript is spliced from 3 exons. The record is from RefSeq and is a predicted model, not a curated record. Lineage: Eukaryota; Oomycota; Saprolegniomycetes; Saprolegniales; Verrucalvaceae.